UACAGCAGUUCUAUACACAGCAUUGAGGCAUGCAGUACUCCUGCCUCAGCUGGAAUCUGGAUGUUAGCAGAACACUCACUACUGGAGAAUUCUAUUGCAGGAUCAGGAGAAGAAGCUUGGUGCUGUGGAACCCCUUGUCAAGCCCCAUUCUGUGGGAGGCAAUAUCUCUGAGCAGUUGGAUAUAUAAGAUGUAGAAUGCUCCCCAUUUCAGGAAUCAAACGACAGCCCUUCCUCUGGCCAUUGAAUGCAGAACCACCUCCCUGGAUUUGUAUGAUCCCUGAGGCACCUAGUGUUUUUCGGAUAGGUGCUGUACCACCUCCUAUAAUUGUCUCUUGCCCACAGCCAUCUCCUUUGCUACAGGGGUUCCCUCCCUGGCAAGUUCCCUGUGAUCCCUUUUUACCUUUGAUGUCAGUGCCCUCUGCACCAGACCCUCCUGUGCAUCAGUUCCCUCUGGCAAAUGGGCAGUGGGUUAGAGCUCAUUCUCCAGCAUUUGGAUUCACACCAUCUUCCAGUGUUGAACUGAUUCCUCUUUUUCCACAUGUGUACACAUCUACUGUCCCUCACCAUGCAGGAAAAUGUUGGGUCGAAAAGAAGAUACCUAAUUGCAAGAUAUAUCUCAAUAACUCCUUUGCUCUGGAUUCGUCUUGGAUGCAUCCUCCUGAGGAAGUAUUUUUAUUUAAGGGAUUUGAGAAGCCUAACUGCAGGGCUAGCCAAGUAACAAUGGCUAUAUCAAGGCCUACCACUGCCUCCAGACGUCUUCACACAGUUAUAUUAACCCCUCAACGUAUGACAGGUAAUUGCCCGAGUGGCAUUAAGCCAACUGGAAACAGCCAAGCGAUUGCAAUUACUGGUUCAAUGACUGCACCUCCAACAGUAUUAAUGGGAGUAGAUUCAGAAGCAUCUCAGGGUCUGUCCUCAGCAUCUGUUCCACCAUGCCAUAUGCUGACUAUGUCACCAAUCAAGGUCCCGUUUAUAGCUUCUCAUUUCCCGGGUGGUCCUUCAAAAAUUGAAGCACAUGUACCUCCGUUUCUACCUGCACAUUUUGCCAGACUGUCCUCUUCACCAGCAUUGACCUUAAUGACAGCCAGCUUGACAGAUCAAACAUCAAAUGAUAAAAACAAAGAAACAAAUCGACCCUCUUGCUCAACUGCACUGAUUUUACAUUCUGAGAGGACUAACGCAUCGAAGUCAGAUGAAAAGGAUAAUUCUGUAAGAUUAACAAAUGAAGAUGGCACAACCAAAGGCAACAAGCCAGUGGCAUCAACUCCAGUACCAGGAUCCCCUUGGUGCAUAGUCUGGACUGGAGAUGACAGAGUAUUUUUUUUCAAUCCUACAAUCCAGCUAUCUGUGUGGGAUAAGCCAAUUGACCUAAAAAACCGGGUGGACAUAAACAGAAUUAUUGAGGAUCCGCCUCAUAAACGCAAACUGGAAACUUCUGCAACUUGCAAGAAAGAUGGACAACUCUCUGAAGAUAAUAAUGAUGAUGAUAGCACCAAAACCAAGAGAAACAAAACUGAAGAUCACCUUGUUGACCAACAAGAAGUAGAUGAGGAGAACACUGGAAAGCCAUCUACCCUGGACUUGUUACCUCCUCUGGAAGAACGCAUGACAUGUUUUAGAAAUAUGCUUCUUGAGCGAGGGGUGUCAGCAUUCUCCACAUGGGAAAAAGAAUUGCACAAAAUAGUAUUUGAUCCUCGAUAUCUUUUAUUAAACUCAGAGGAACGAAAGCAGAUGUUUGAACAGUUUGUAAAAACUCGGAUUAAAGAAGAAUACAAAGAAAAACGGAGUAAAUUAAUGCUCGCCAAAGAAGAAUUUAAAAAGCUUCUUGAGGAGUCCAAACUUUCCCCAAGGACCACUUUUAAAGAAUUUGCAGAGAAAUAUGGACGGGACGAACGUUUUCGCCUUGUACAAAAGAAGAAAGAUCAGGAACAUUUUUUCAACCAGUUUAUUAAUUUGCUCAAAAAGAGGGAUAAAGAAAACAGAAUGAGGCUGAGAAAAAUGAGAUAAAAAAAAAAACCAUAUAGAUGUGCAAUAAAGAAUUUGUAUAUUGUGACUGCCAGACUAAAAGGGGAAAUAUUUUUUUUUGUUAGGCAUCUGUAAUCAUUUAUCAAAGGAAACUAUAUGUGAAAUGGAUACAGAGGUUAAAAUGCUCCAAUGGUUAGACGAUGUUUGUUUAUGACGGGUUUCUCUAAAUAAGAAAUGUCGUUCUUUGAGGAAUAAUGUUUCAUAUUGAAGCUAUUUUUUAUAACAUUCAGAGUUUAAUGUGCUUCAGUUUUCAUUCUAAGAUGUCAUAUUACAUGUCAUAUUAGGCUGUUACAAUUAUGCAAAUUAUUUGUAUGAUGCACAGUGUGUAAAAGACACUUUCAUGUAUUAUGCCAUUAAAGGGAAAUUGCAGAUAAAAUACAGUUUUAUAAUAUAUAAAAAAAUAGCAUUGUUUUAAGUCUGCUCCAAAUAAACUGACAGUGCAUAAAACAUAUUAAAUGCGUUGCUAAUGCAUAUUUGUAUACAAAUUCACAUUGUCCAUUGAACUAAGAUUAGACUGAAUUUUCUAGUGUAGCUCAAAUUUUUGAACACAAUCUUAACAAUUUUUGUCAUACAGGAGGAACAAAAAGUAUAUAUUAAAAUUGUGCAAUGGGCAGGCGAGAUGUUAUUUAAACAGUUUAAGUAUACAUUAUUUAUAAUGUAUCUGCUUAGGCUUGGGUUCCCCCUCCCCCCCCCCCCCUUCCCUCCCUAUUUAAUAUGUUAUGAAAAUAAUAUGGUAAAACAAUGCAAACAUUUGUUAUAAACAUAUUAAAGAGAAACUUUGCUCCUUUCAAACAAAAAUAUUUAAUAGAAUUAAAAAAACCCACACACAUUAAAGAAGAAAUGUUCAAGUUUAAAUUUCACAAUUGUAUGUACAUCUGCAGCCUCUCCUUGGACUAGGAGGUGGCUGAGACUUUUAAACAAAUCUUAGCCCUCCAAUUUUUUUCUUCAUUGGAGUAUCGUGCAUUCCAAAAGCCAAACAAAGUACGCGCUAAUGCAAUAUCUACUUUGUCAGCUUUACGAGUAGCUUCAUUCAUGAAAACGUAUAAAUAAAUAAACUUUCAUGAAUUUAGUUAAUUGUAGAUAUGUGUGCAAUUACUUUUCAGUAUACAGUAUGCAGGUACUCGGAGUGUCCCUUUAACAUGACAUUUCCACACUUUUCUAUGUUGAAUUUUUUGGGAGGUGACAAAUACCUUGUGAUCAAACUUAUCUUCAAUUUGAACUCACACUGAUCUACAUAUUUGAGAAAGUUAGAAAUGAUCUUCCAUAUAAACAGAUGCACUGCUCUACAGAUUAUAUCCAUUUCACUCUUCAUUUUAAGUGCCCUUCUUUCUUUAUUACUACCAGUCUUAUGUUAAUAUAAGAAUGGCAAACCAUUGUCAAAAACGUAAUGGCCAUGUGAACUAUCUUAAAUGUUAAUUAUUAGCACAGGACGUAUAGACUCAGAUUGCUAUGUGUUUGCUCUGAUGGAUGCACUUCAUAAAAUAACUUAUUCAUGGAAGUUACUAUUUAUUUUGUAAAGCCAUCUGAUGUAAAGUUAAGUUAUUUUUAUUGUAUGCCAACUGUAUGCAUGGUUUUUUGUCAUCAACUUUGUAUACACAAAUAUUUUAACUUUUUUUAAAUCAAUAAAUAUUUUAA
Pelobates fuscus (common spadefoot toad) is the source of this 3660-nucleotide messenger RNA. RefSeq names its product transcription elongation regulator 1 like (gene TCERG1L). Bases 196 to 2007 code for a protein of 603 amino acids. Lineage: Eukaryota; Metazoa; Chordata; Amphibia; Anura; Pelobatidae. The record is from RefSeq and is a predicted model, not a curated record. Gene Ontology annotation, molecular function: transcription coregulator activity; RNA polymerase binding. Gene Ontology annotation, cellular component: nucleus. The transcript is spliced from 13 exons.